AUGACAAUGGAACCCUUGAAAUGCUUUUGGAAAGUUGAUAUAGUGAGGUUUAUUUUUAUAACUCAAUUUUAUGUUUUAUUAGUGCAGGUUCGUCGUCCAGGUGCUUUACAUGGUGGUCCUCGAGCUAUCAAGAAAGCAAUCAAUCUUUUAACGAUUCUUGGCCGAGCUUCACAAGCAGUUGACCUUUACUUGAAAAAAAGGAGCACAGUGCUGCGGACAACUACUCGAGAAUUGACAAUGAGUGAAGAACCAUUGUCGUAUGUACGACAGUUAUCACAACAAUUUUUAGAUGUUAUAUCAGAUGUUGUUAAGGAAUUCUUGAUGCAACCUGAACACUUUUCUCUUAUAUUGCAUUGGUGUUCUGGUGAAUUAAGUGUUAUGCUGUCUUUAAUACGAAAACAUGUUAUCGAGGUGGCACCAACAAUGGCAGUGCUUGCACAUACUUGGCGAAUAUUGAUGAUGCAUUGCGAUAAUUUAAUUACAGUUGGUGUUGAUUUGUCUUUUGAAGUACAUCGUCUGCUUGCACCAUCACUUAAGAUUGCAAUUGAAACAAAUUUUAGCAACAUAAUCGAAUCAGUUCGUCUUCGAGUUUCUGAAGAGCGUUGGAAAGCAUACCAUAUGGAAAGUGAAUCGAAUGUGAAUCGUUUUAUAGAGGAAAUGUCUGAUAUGGGACUGUCAGUUGAUUGGGCACUGUCUACCACGCAGUGUUCUUCCAUUAAUAUUACCCAGAAUGCCUGCCACUUUUCUCGGGUUGCCUUUAUGUUGGCUCGCGACCUUGCAAUGAUAAGAUCUUCACAUUUACGCUAUCUCACUGACUCCUUCAUGGUGAAGCUUUGGAGUGAAUAUUUAAAUCAUUUGAAAAGUGCGCCGCAAUCGUCUUUGCAACAAUAUACAUCAGUAUUUGUUAUUUCUCAAUUGUUGCCUCUCUGUGAUGCAAUCUACGAUGAAUCUGCACCAGGAAUAUUGUCCGAACUUUUGCAAACAAAAUUUGGAAUUUUAUUACGGUAUCGAGGGAAUUUUCAUGCGGCUUCUAGUGACGAAGACGUGGCACAUAUUUAG
Brugia pahangi is the source of this 1059-nucleotide messenger RNA. The record is from the annotation of a GenBank genome assembly. Lineage: Eukaryota; Metazoa; Nematoda; Chromadorea; Rhabditida; Onchocercidae.